AUGUCUAAUUCAAGGCCACUGAGCGUUUUGCUACCACCCCCAAAACAUGCUAUAAAUGCUUCAGCUCAACACAAAAGUGGGUUAAAGGAACUUGUUGGCCUCUUAAGCGAAGCAGGCAACCCGAGAGAAACUCUAUAUUCUGUAGAAAGUUUUCAGGAGAACAGCGUUACUCUCGAAAGCUUCCUGCCGCUGCGCCAUAAAUACCCUGAUCUUAAAAUCCCACAAAUAUCACAAAGUGAUAUCCAAAACACUUAUGAACGCACUAAGGCUGUUUUUGACAAGAUCCUGUCUCAAAAGCUUCAACCUCAAGGGACAGGAGCGGUUGGGACCGCAAACAAAGGCUCUGCCAAGACAAUUGAAUACAAACUACCGGACCAGAAUUCAGAGGUCAGGAAAUUAAAAAUUGUUGAUCAGCAAGUUGAUCCACUCCAACCAAAGCUGUUUAAAACUAAAAAAGUUGUCGCACCAUCAACGGAUGAACCCUUCGCACCGGUCUUGCACAAAUCGGACGACAUCACCCCGCAAUCAACAAAAGAAGAACGGGACAAAUGGAAUAUCCCCUCCGCUAUAUCAAGCUGGAAGAAUCCAAACGGUUACACUAUCAACCUUGACCGGAGGAUUGCUUCGGAUGGCCGCUACUCAAAGGAAAGCCUUGGACCCCAUGAAAUUAGCGAGGGCCACAUGAAGCUCUCAGAAGCAUUAGACGCAGCCGAAAGAAAAGCUCGCGAAGAGGUUAGUUUAAGAGCAGACGCUAAACGAAUGCUAGCUGAACAAGACGUUAGAGAGAAAGAAGAGAAGCUGAGAAUGAUAGCUUUGAAGGCUCGUGAAGAUCGCAAAAAAAAUACUGAACCUUACAGUGGCCCCCGCGCUUUGGAUUCGGCAACUAGGCAGCGGCAGGAGGACCAAAGAGAGAGGUUAAACAAGAUAAGAAGAGAAUUACAGCGAUCUAAAAUGAGCACCGCAGAGCGCCUCAGAGCCUUAGCGACUGGCGAGGGCAGAGAAGUCUCUGAAAAGGUAAUUCUGGGGGCCGCUGCCGCGAGUGACACUGCUGACAUCCAGUACGACUCUAGACUAUUCACUAAAGCGGCUAAGGCACGAGGCCAAUCAGGAGGAGAUCAAGUUUACGAUAAUCCCUUAUUUGUUCAAGAAGGAAUCAAUACGAUGUACCGUCCUAAUUUCUCGGCUGCAGUAGACAUACAGGCCCGAGAUGCCGCCGACACAUUAGAGUCCAAGGUGCAAUUCGAAUUGGCUAGUGGUAAAAGAGGUCGCGAAGGCCCUGUCGAAUUCUCGGCUGCUGAAAAUACUGAAAAGUCCGAGGAAGGUGAAAGCAGCGUGAAAAGGCAUCGCGGAGGCUAA
Messenger RNA from Lachancea thermotolerans CBS 6340, 1356 nucleotides. It is a transcript of the gene PRP45, whose product is annotated as mRNA splicing protein PRP45. The coding region runs from base 1 to 1356 and encodes 451 amino acids. Gene Ontology annotation, biological process: mRNA splicing, via spliceosome. Gene Ontology annotation, cellular component: spliceosomal complex. The transcript has a single exon. The record is from RefSeq and is a predicted model, not a curated record. NCBI's taxonomy places the organism in Eukaryota, Fungi, Ascomycota, Saccharomycetes, Saccharomycetales, Saccharomycetaceae.